Molecule: messenger RNA, 649 nt
Organism: Tauraco erythrolophus (red-crested turaco)
Lineage: Eukaryota; Metazoa; Chordata; Aves; Musophagiformes; Musophagidae
Source: RefSeq, a predicted model, not a curated record
AUGCCGCUGCUGGGCUGUGCCUCGCCUUUCGCUUUACCUCGGGUCUCGCCUGAGCGAGGGGCUCCCGCCGGGAAGGGAGGCUGCCUGCCCGGGGCGCUCGGCUGCAGCAGGUUGCAGCGUAACGACGGUAACCGCCUAAGUAAAGAAUGUCGUUGUUCAAAGCUAGAGACUGGUGGUCCACCACACUUGGAGAAAAAGAAGAAUUUGACCACGGCUGCCUGUGUGUUGCUGAUGUUGAUAACAGUGGCAGUGGACAGGUUUGCAUUUCGGAUAAAAGUCAUCAGUCCUAAUUUUAACAUUUUACACUUCUGCGGAUGUGAUAAAAUUAUUGUGGGCAGUUAUAUGGGGUAUCUCCGAAUCUUUAAUCCCCACCCUGUGAAACCUGGAGAUGGAGUACAACCUGAAGACUUGCUCUUGGAAGUGCAGUUGCGAGAACCGAUAUUGCAAGUGGAAGUGGGAAAAUUCGUUUCUGGUACUGAAGCACUUCAUCUGGCUGUGUUGCAUUGCCGAAAACUCUGUGUGUAUGCUGUUUCAGGAACUCUGGGAAAUGUGGAACAUGGGAACCAGUAUCAAAUUAAACUGAUGUAUGAGCACAAUCUUCAGAGAACUGCUUGCAACAUGACUUAUGGUCCAUUUGGUGGUGUAAAAG